UUGUUAUUGUUUACACUCAAAUCAAACAUCGUCAUUUGCGAUUUUUAGUAAAGUUUUCGAGAAAAUCCCAGCAAAAAUGGCAUCUUCCACGGCAACGGCACCGUCUACCGACCCGGGACCAUCGUCCUCAUCGAUUGCACCGAAAACUGCCGCCGAAAAGCACGCCGAGCGGAUGGCACGGCUGAAAAACUUGCACCUCCAGCGGAACGAAGCCCGCGUCUCGAAUCACUCGGAAGUGCUGGCCGAGGACGAACGGAAAAAGCUUCCCACCAACUGGGAGGCCCGCAAGCGCCAGGCGGACUGGCUGAUCGACGACAGCAAGGCACGGGCGGAAGCGGAAGCCAAGGGGCUGGACUACAACCGGGUCAAGCUGAUGAAAGUGUCCGCGGCGGAAGCGGACCGAUUCGACAAGCUCAAGUCCAAAAAGAAGAACGCCGAUCCGGGCUUUUCGGACUACGAGGCGCAAACGGCACGGCAGUACAACCGGCUGAUCAAGACGAUGGAACCGCGCGAUCUGGUCAAGUACGAGGAGCAAAAGGCCCAGUACGGGGACGCGUUCUACGGCGGACCGAACGUGGUGCUGCAGGGCAUGCACAAGGACAGUCCGGGGGCGAUCGACAAGAUGGUCAAAGACCUGGAGCAGCAGAUCGACAAGAGGAAGAAGUUCUCCCGGCGACGCACCCACAACGACGACGCGGACAUCGAUUACAUCAACGAGAAGAACGCCCGGUUCAACAAGAAGCUGGAGCGGUUCUACGGCGAGCACACGGCCGAGAUCAAGCAAAACCUGGAACGGGGGACAGCCAUUUAAGGUGUGUGCUUUGGUGUGUAUGGUAAUGAUGUAUGUUUUUCCUUUAUUUGUAACGUAUAAAAUAAAUAAUUUUAAACCAAACAUAAA
This is a messenger RNA of Culex pipiens pallens (northern house mosquito), 898 nucleotides long. Its product is annotated as pre-mRNA-splicing factor Syf2. Lineage: Eukaryota; Metazoa; Arthropoda; Insecta; Diptera; Culicidae. The coding region runs from base 77 to 811 and encodes 244 amino acids. The record is from RefSeq and is a predicted model, not a curated record. The transcript has a single exon. Gene Ontology annotation, cellular component: Prp19 complex; post-mRNA release spliceosomal complex; catalytic step 2 spliceosome.